AUGUCUCCCAAACGUAAGCCAUCCUCUGCUACUAGUACCCCUGCAUCGGUACUUCAAAGACUCCAAAAUUCUUCUGGUGGAUUCUAUGCUGCUACACCAAGACUUAUCCGUCAUGUUGAAUAUUUCAUAGGUGGACAAGACGGAAACAUUCUUGUCAGCAAGGGAGGCGGACUCCAACCCACAGAGUUUAUCAUCCGCGGUGUGUUUGAGAUCAGUCGCAAUGACUUUAAUUUCACCCCAGAUGGAAAUUUUAAUCCCUCAAACGUGUUUCAUGGUCGCUUUGCAGACGUGAAAUUGAGCUGUCAGCUCACUGCUGCCCGUAACGAUUCAUUCCGAUUCUCAUCAGAAGACUUCCCGGAUAUCCUUGACAAUCUCGCUCAUUUCGAAGGAUUAAUCCCGAGGCCAGAAGAGUAUGAUAAACUCAGUGUCAUUCAUAACUCACUCGGCCAGAGAUCGAUCAAACUGACGCACGGUCUUUUUGAAGCCAAUAACGAUCAGCAAGACACUGCUGGCGAAGUUUACGGUGAUGAAAACUACUGGCAUGAUGGCCUCAACCCCGAAUUCGACAUUGCCACCUGGCCAGUGGCCGACCGAUGCAAAGGCCAUUUGGAAAGCCUGGUAUCAACCCAUAGCAUCUGCCCCUUGCCAGCAUAUGAUUCAGAUCAUAACCUCAUCCUACCGUCUCAGUAUGAGUCGAAACUGAAGGGUGCACUAGUUGAAGUGCACAUGGCGUUUUGUCACCAUCGAGUCAAAAGCAGGAAACAUGACAUUUUCAGCACUGUUUUACGAGAACUCACCAUCCUGUUGCCACCUGCCGCAAUGCCAAGCAGCCCCUUCAAAUGUCAUCGUCUCAAUGCCGGUCCUUUGAAGGCAUUUUAA
This is a messenger RNA of Suillus fuscotomentosus, 879 nucleotides long. RefSeq lists its product as uncharacterized. Bases 1 to 879 code for a protein of 292 amino acids. The record is from RefSeq and is a predicted model, not a curated record. The transcript is spliced from 3 exons. NCBI's taxonomy places the organism in Eukaryota, Fungi, Basidiomycota, Agaricomycetes, Boletales, Suillaceae.